AUGGCGAACGCUAGCAAUAGCAACGGAGAACCAACAAAGAAAGAGACAACUGUAAACUUCGAGCCUGGCUCUGGUGUAGAUGCUGAUCAAGUAGAAGUAACUAUUCAUCAGCCGACUAAAGUUCAUAAGCGGAGGAAACAUGGAUAUCGGUUUCUACCGAAGCCGUUUGAGCGGUCCAACGGCAGCUUGUUUAACCCCAGGUUCGACAGCGAGAUACUGGAGAAUUAUCUCAUUGAAUGUUACUUUCCUCAAGCUAGGAGGUUGUUUAGGAACGCUGUUUACUAUGUCACAAUAGCUUCAGCCUGUUGGGCGUUGUUUUUCGGGCUUAUGCAAAUACAAUACCCAUCAAAUCACUGGCGCUACUUUGUUGUGGCCUCCGCUGUGUUGUUUGUGUUCCUCAUUGGACUACUCAUCUUGACACACACGGCUUUCUUUAAGAAACAUUGUAAGGCUAUAGGCAUCCUUCUAGCACUAGUGUUGAUAAUCUGUGUGCAGCUUCCGUAUGUGUUUGAGGAGCCUGAUAUAUCUCCAGUAGGGACAUUUUUUGGAGUGGUGGAAAUUUUAAUUUUAUUCUACUCUUUCUUUCCAUUCAACUUGUAUUUUGCUGCAGGCUUUGGGGGAAUCCUGUCUGUGUCUUACGAAAUUUUUACAAUGCUGCGCUUCCCACAGAUGCAGGCAGUAGACUUCAUUGUUUGCAAACUGUUGCUCCAUCUAAUCAUUCAUCUGAUCGGCACAUUUAUCUAUGUUAUGUCCAGCAUCAGAGCUCACAGCAGUUUUUCUAAGAUUGGCCAGUCAGUCAGUGCUCAGCGAGAUCUUAUGAUCGAAAAGGAGAUUAAAGAAAAGAUGAUCCACUCAUUGAUGCCUCCAGUUGUGGCAAAAUCUGUCAUGGCUUCACAUCCGUCCAAGGAUGAGGAUCAAGAGGAUGAUUCGCCCAAGACUAGGAGGCGGAAGAAGAUUGUAAAGGGGGAGAUCAUUUUCCGAAACUUUCAGAUGGAUGAGAUGAAAAAUGUUAGCAUCCUUUAUGCCGACAUUGUUGGCUUCACGAAGAUGAGUUCCAACAAAUCUGCAGAAAGACUUGUUGGUCUUCUCAAUGAUCUCUUCGGUCGGUUUGACAAGUUGUGUAAUGCUUCAGGCUGUGAGAAAAUCAGUACCCUAGGAGACUGUUACUAUUGUGUGUCAGGGUGUCCGAACCCCUGCCCGGACCAUGCCAAGUGCUGCGUUGAGAUGGGACUUAGCAUGGUUAUUGCUAUUCGUGCUUUUGAUGAAGAUCAUAAUGAAGAGGUAAACAUGAGAGUUGGCAUCCACACCGGCACAGUUCUGUGUGGUAUUGUGGGUACAGUCCGUUUCAAGUUCGACGUGUGGUCCAAUGAUGUGACACUGGCCAACAUCAUGGAGUCAACAGGUCAGCCUGGGAUGGUGCACAUUUCUGAGGCCACUCGAGAGUUUCUAGUCAACGAUUACGAAAUGGUCGAGGGUGAGGAGGUGCCAG
Messenger RNA from Candidula unifasciata, 1489 nucleotides. The record is from the annotation of a GenBank genome assembly. Lineage: Eukaryota; Metazoa; Mollusca; Gastropoda; Stylommatophora; Geomitridae.